AUGCCCUCUGAUCCAGACCCCAAGAUCCUCCGACGCUGCAUCGAGCUCGCAAAGGAAGCUCUCGAUGCAGGCGAUGACCCAUUCGGCUCUGUCCUUGUCGGCGCAAACGGCAGCAUAAUCAGAGAAGACCGCAACCGCGUCAACACGGGCGAGUCCGGAGAUGGAAGACGCGACGGCACUCUCCACCCCGAGUUCACCCUUGCCCACUGGGCGCAGCUGAACCUGAGUGCGGAGGAGCGGGCAAAGGCUUCAGUCUACACCUCGGGCGAACAUUGCCCGAUGUGCGCAGCUGCCCAUGCUUGGGUUGGCCUGGGCCCCAUUGUCUUUGUUUCUUCAAGCGCGCAAUUCUCGGCUUGGCUGAAAGAGUUCGGUGUUGAGAGAGGGGCCAAGGUCAAGCCACUUCCAAUCAACGAGGUUGCGCCAAAUAUCCCGUUUCAAGGUCCAAUCCCUGGCUUGGAUGAGGAAGUUAAAGCCCUGCACAAACAAAACAUCAAGCGGUCUUCCAACUGA
This is a messenger RNA of Colletotrichum graminicola M1.001, 510 nucleotides long. RefSeq names its product cytidine and deoxycytidylate deaminase zinc-binding region. The transcript has a single exon. Lineage: Eukaryota; Fungi; Ascomycota; Sordariomycetes; Glomerellales; Glomerellaceae. Gene Ontology annotation, molecular function: tRNA-specific adenosine-34 deaminase activity. Gene Ontology annotation, biological process: tRNA wobble adenosine to inosine editing. The coding region runs from base 1 to 510 and encodes 169 amino acids. The record is from RefSeq and is a predicted model, not a curated record.